Messenger RNA from Paramecium tetraurelia, 2586 nucleotides. RefSeq lists its product as uncharacterized. The transcript has 6 exons. NCBI's taxonomy places the organism in Eukaryota, Ciliophora, Oligohymenophorea, Peniculida, Parameciidae. The record is from RefSeq and is a predicted model, not a curated record.
AUGGAAGCUUGCACAACUAACACUACUCGUAUGGGUCCGUCCAAUGUAACAUAGUAAAUUACAUCAAAACCAGAGUCUCCUUCAUCUUAAUCAUUAUUUGACGAAGAAAAUGAGGUUAUUCAUAGAAAUAUGAUAAAGGACAAAAAGUAAGAAGUUUUAGGUUAAAGUCGUAAAUCUGAUUAUUUAAAACAUGCAAUAUUUUUAACAAAUAGAUCCCUGAGAAUGAGUGAAAGAUCGAAAUCUUAGCAGUUUGUAAUAAACUUUAGGAAACAAUACUUUAUACAUAGAUUCGUAAACAAUCUAUUCACUAAUCUUUAUUUCAUGAAGUAGGACCAAAGACUGAGAAUAAAUCAAGUUUUAGAUGAAAAACCAGCUCAAUAAUUUUCUAAAAAUAGCUCUGAGUAUAAUAAAGAGAAAAAAUGGAUAUUUCUUCCAUCGACUCAUUUCAUAAUGUUUUGGGAUAUUUUGGGUCUUUUAUUCCACCUUAUAAUGCUGUGGAUCAGUCCUUUUUUAUGUUCAUUCGAAGAUUACAAUAAUACGAUCAUGUAAUAUCUCUAGUCAAUAAUAUUAUUUUACUUGAUUUUUGACUUUUUAGUAAUGUUUAACAGGGCCAUAAUUAUUGAGGCAGUAAUAGUUUAUCAACGAAAGGAUUUCAUUAAAAAUUAUUUAAAAUCUAAUGCUAUUUUUGAUUUUUUUAACUUGGGUAUAUGGAUAGGAUUAAAAUACGAAUACUUUCCUUUUUAAUACAUGCAAGAAAUUCUAAUUGUAUGCUAAGUAUAUAUAACCGAAUAUUUCCAAUAAAUAUAUUGUAGGGGAAAUCAAAAUUUUACAAUAGAGCUAAUUUCUUUAAUAAUUUAAAUUUACUAUUUUGCUCAUAUCAUAGCAUGCAUUUGGCAUUAUGUUGGAUCAUCAACUGAAUGUCUGGGGAGAACAUGGUUAAUAGACAGACAUUUAGAAGAUAAAUCAAUCUGGAACAAAUAUAACGCUGCUUUCUAUUGGGCUACGAUGACAAUGACAACGGUUGGAUAUGGCGAUAUAAUUGCAAUAAAUGAAAUCGAAAUGAUAGUCUCCUCUAUUGUCAUGUUCCUUUCCAGUUGUGCAUUUGCUUACACCAUGAGUUCUAUAGGGAUUAUCUUAAAGAACAUAUAUGACACAUAAUUAACCUAUAAAAAAAAUCUGAUUCAAAUGACAUAAUUUAUGCUAAAAAACAAUGUGGAUGAACAAAUACAAGGGAGAAUCAGGAAUUACUUAAAUUCUCAGCUCUAUUAAGAGAAAAAGGAGAAUAUGGAUGAUGUGAACAAUAUCUUGAAUUCUCUGCCUUUUAAUUUGCAAUAGGAUUUAAAUGCUGAUAUCUAGGCCAGAGUAAUAAAGCAAAUCAAAUUAAUCAUUAAUUACUUUUCCAAGUCAACCUAAGUCUAAGUGGCUAAGAAUCUUCAACUAAUUUCACUAUUGGCUGGAGAUGUGGUGUAUAAAUAAGGUGAUCUUUCUGAGGAUAGUCUGUAAUAAUUUCUACAUUUAAGUUAUUUUAUACACAAGGGAGAGGUGAAGUAAACUGAGUUUCAAACCAAAACCACACUCAAAACAUUGUAAAAAAACUAAUAUCUUGGGAUUUAUUCUUUCUUUACUGGUUUUUGUCCCAAGGAAACAGCUAUAUGUAAUAGUCCAACUUAGUUAUAUAAAAUAAAUAGAAAGAAAUUCUUAGAAAUUAUUCGAAGCAACUAGAAGGAUCAUGAAAUUUUCCAUCAUAUCAAAGACAAAAUUAUAUUUACAAAUAACUUGGUGUUGUUUGAUCAUAAAUGCAAUUUCUGUUCUCGGCCUUUUCAUUUGGAAAUCGAUUGUCCACUUCUAUCGUAUAAGCCUGAUUUAGAAUUGAUUUUGAAGAAAGAUAACUUCACCGAGAAAUUCAAUAGCAGAAUAAUGGUAAAACGGAAAAACAACAGAAAUAAUACUUUUGGGUUUUUAAAUAAAUUAAAUUCAACUCUAAAUUAGUUUUAAGAGGAUUAAUAGAUCUAACUUUUAGGUGCGAAUGAAAACAAUCAAAAUGACACACCGCAAUACAGAACUGGUUUGUCUGAAGUUGUUUAUCAGAAUUCAGCAUAAAUGAUAGCUUAAAAUUUGUAGAAUCUCAGUGCCAGUGACGAAGAACUACAUUCAGAAUUGUAACACACUCCAUAAUAGUAAUCAAAGCAGAUCAUUUCUUAAUAAUUGGUAAAAACUCAAAGUAGGUCUUCUAUAUCAAAAAUAAAAAUAGGGAGAAUUGAAUAUCGGACAUCCAAAAGUAAUUUUGCACCCAUUACAGAUAAUUUAAAUGGAUCAUUCUGCAUUCUGGAUGAAGUCAAAUAAAUUUUCAAUUUCUAAAAUGCUUUUAAUUUAGACAAAGUGAACUUUGUGGGUAUUUCCUAUAUGCCUCAAUAUUCUUUGGAGGCUCAAGUGAAACAAAUGGCCAAAACCAUGAAGAGGAAGAACCAGAGACUCUAAAGAAUAUAUGAUAGAUUUGAAAAAUACACUUUCUUUCAUAAAGUGAAACAAUUAUCUCUAAAAUUAAGGGUGUAUUACAAACGAAGUAAUAAAUCAACUUUACAAUGA